Micropterus dolomieu (smallmouth bass) is the source of this 2793-nucleotide messenger RNA. It is a transcript of the gene npas4a, whose product is annotated as neuronal PAS domain protein 4a. Gene Ontology annotation, molecular function: DNA-binding transcription factor activity, RNA polymerase II-specific; protein dimerization activity; RNA polymerase II transcription regulatory region sequence-specific DNA binding. The coding region runs from base 1 to 2793 and encodes 930 amino acids. The transcript has 8 exons. Gene Ontology annotation, biological process: regulation of transcription by RNA polymerase II. NCBI's taxonomy places the organism in Eukaryota, Metazoa, Chordata, Actinopteri, Centrarchiformes, Centrarchidae. The record is from RefSeq and is a predicted model, not a curated record.
AUGUACCGCUCAACCAAGGGAGCAUCCAAGGCUCGACGGGACCAGAUCAACGCCGAGAUCCGGAACCUGAAGGACUUAUUGCCGAUAACUGAUGCAGAUAAAGCGCGGCUCUCAUACCUGCACAUCAUGUCACUUGCCUGCAUGUACACCAGGAAAUCAGUCUUCUUCACUCAAGAAGUGGGAAGUCUUGAGGAGAGCCAAAGGUUUCUGUCUUUCCACGAGCUGUCGGAGUUGAUGCAGGCGCUGCCGGGAUUUCUGAUGCUGGUGACUGGGGAAGGGAAGCUCCUGUACCUGUCAGACAGCGUCUCCGAGCACCUCGGACACUCCAUGGUGGAUCUUGUGGCACAGGGAGACAGUGUGUAUGAUAUCAUCGACGCCUCAGACCACCUUAUCAUGAGGACCAACCUGUCAACCUCGACGUCGGUUGAGAUGGACCAUCUCUUCCGCUGCCGUUUCAACACCUCCAAGUCCGUGCGGAGGCAGAGUGCUGGGAACAAGCUGGUUCUGAUCCGGGCUCGCUGCCUUUCCCCCCCGGCCACCUCUCCUGCCACCGGGUCCUACUGGACCUCCAACCCAGUCUGGGUGUGUUUCUGCUCCCCUCUGGAGCCCCACCCGACCCGCUCCAGUCCCGGGGCAGAGAGGGAGUCAACCUCUGCCCCUCCCCUGGCUGAGACCAACUUGUUCCUUGCCUGCUUCCACUCCCAGCAUGGCCGGGACAUGAGGCUGCAGACUGCCCAAGACAGUGUGAGCGCCUAUCUGGGCUUUGAUGUGACAGCUUUACGCUCUCGCUCCUGGUACAGCCUCCUCCACCCACAGGAUCUGUCACAUGCCUCCGCUCAACACCGCAGCCUAUUGAGAGAAGGAGGAGAGGGCAGAGCUGAAAUGGUGGUGCGUGUGCAAUCUCAGGACCAGUCCUGGCUUUGGCUCUACAUGGUGCUUCAACUGCAGCCCGGAGAAAUCCCCAUCAGCAGCAACAACUACAUCAUCAGUGACUCGGAGGCCUGGUCAGUGCGUCAGCAGCUCAGCUCAGAGCAGACCCAGCUGACCCUGGUUCUGAGUGCUGGUACUUCUCAGCAGGAGGGUAUGAGCCUCCAGUCUCCAGAGACACUGUCCAGCCCAGACCAGGUCUUCACCCCAGGCAGCAGUGGCCUGUCCGCCCAGUCCUUCGAUUUCAGCACAGCUGGCUGCAGUGUGGGCUCCUCUGAUGACCCAGGGAGUUCUGCUGCUGAGGCUAUGCAGCUGGAGGGCGACCCGCGCUCUAGUAUCUCCUCACUGGAAGAAGAAAGCUUCUUUCAGCAACAUCCUACUGAAAGCCCAUCAGCUGCCUCCUCCCCUACUCCAGUCACUGUUGAAACAGUAGCAGACUUAGACUUUUUAACCCAGAACAUUCUCCUACCGCCCUCCUUCCAGCUCGACCCUCCACUGCCAGCUCUCCCCCUGCCUCUCCCCCCUGUCCCCACCCCACAAGCUCAGCAGAGUAAAGAGUUUGUGUGCACACCACCCUACACUCCCCAGAUUGGUGGGGCCAGCUUCCCAUUCGGUGAACCCCUCUUCAGCUUCGACCCCACUGGCACUACCACUCCACCGCCCUCUGCUACAACAGCCAGCGCCACCACCUCAAUUGCCCCUUCAGCUUCCUCCUCAGCCCCACCAACUACCGCCUCCAGCCCCGCUCCCCCCACCACCCUGUCUACCAAGCUCCCCCUCACACUACCUACUCUAUCCAGUGACUUCCUCUUCACUGAUCCCUGCAGUGGCUCCCUUUAUGAGAAACUGCCCCCUACGCCUGACAGCCCUGGAGACGGUGAUUGCACAGUGAUGACCCUGCCCGAGGUUCGGGGUCCACUGUAUGUAGAUGUUCCACUGGGGCCCCUGCAGUGUCCCCCUGAGGGCCUCCUUACCCCUGAGGCAUCACCCGGUAAACAGCCCUGCCUCUCCUUCUUCUCCAUGGAGAGAGAGAGGGAGAAGGAGAGGGCAGAAAUCUCCCUCUUAGCUCAACAUAUCAGCUCACUGGCAGAGGGAUUCUACCUGGAUCCACUCUUGUCCAAACUCUCUCCUCCCUCCAUGUCACCCUCAUCCUGCCCUCCCUCCCCCUUCCUGUCUCCCACCAUAGAAACUGCUGAUGUUGAUUCGGUCCACAUGCUUAGGGAGUUUUAUCCCAUCAAAGCGUGGAGAGGUCUGGACAUUCCCAUCUUCUUCGAUGAGGAUGACUCUCUGUUUGAAGAGAGCAUCCUAGAAACCCUCCUCCAAGAUGACUUUGCUCCUCCUCAGUCCACCGACCUCUCCUCCCCCUCCCCCUCUCCUAUGCCCGAUCCCUCCAGCCCAACCUCUCCUCAAACCCCAGUGUACUGGCGCCAACCCUCCCAGUUUGAGGGAGUGAGCCACUUCUGUAGCGUCCAAUCGGCGCAAUGUAACUCCAUGGCUGGGUGCGGGGCGACUGUGGCUGCUGAGGCCGGGGCAAAGGCGGAAGGGGAGGGGCUAGCGGAGGAAGCAAUGGAGAUCGAGGUGGUGUCAUCUCCUGUGUCCUCUUGCUCCUCUAUCCCAGCUUCCCCUCCCCUCAUCCUCACUGCCUCCCCCAGCCCUGCCACCUCCACGCCCAUCGCCUCGCCCACGCCCGCUGUGUCUUGCACUCAGUCCCUCCUGGAGGAACUGGCCGUCCUGGAACCCAUGUUUGGGGCAGGUGCCUCGAUCGCCCCUGGCUUAGGGCAACAACCUGAGUUGUAUCAACUCCAAUGUCAUCCACCGCCACAGUGCUUCCACAAAGAUGGGAGUGGAAGUGUUCCUCCGUUCUAA